GGAAGACACCGACAUGGUUGUAGUUUUUCAUGGAUACUAGUAUGCGAGGCUAAAGUUAAAAAUACCCUUGUUUCAUCACAACAGAAACAGCUAACGUUAGCUAGCCACCAAGCUAGCUGAUACAUCUUCAAACGGCUGCUGUCAAGACAACUGCGUUGGAUGAAAAAGUACCAGAAGUUGGAAGUAUUCAAACAGUUGUCCUCCGCGGCGGGAUGAAGUAUGAUCGGCGAUAAACGCGCAGAGGAACACGGAGAGAGAAAUCUAAGUCAACAUAAUCCAUCCGGACGUCGGGGGGGAAGAUGAGGACCAUGAUGGCUUCGAUGAAAGCAGCAUUAUUCGUAUUGCUACACUGGGCGCUCCAGUAUGCCGUGUGUCGUGACGUAACUCUUCCUGCUGGGACCCUCUACCGUGUUGCGGGGUUCCCCCUCUCCCUGCCGUGUGCUGUAACGGGGUACGAUGGCCCACGCACGCAGGACUUUGAGUGGUUCCUGUACAGGGAUGAUGCUGCUGGGAGGCAGAUGGGAAUUGUGUCCACCAGGGACAAAGGCUUCCCUUAUGCCCCGUUCCAGCCCCGGGUGAAGAACGGGGAGGUGAGGGUGGAGAGGGACUCGGGCGACAAAGUUCGGUUGGUGAUCCAGAGACUCCGGGCUGAAGACCAGGGGACGUACGAGUGCUACACACCCAGCACGGACAACACCUACCAGGGGAACUACAGCGGCAAAGUGCCUGUCAAAGUGAUCCCUGACACACUCCAGGUCAGCUAUUCCCGCUCACUCACCGGCCAGCCCGUGCCAGAGGGGGCCAAAUUAACGCUGACAUGCUCAGGCAGCAUCCACUCGGAGCAGCUCACCCAUCUGUCCAUCACGUUUGGGAAGCGUAACAUCGGAGAGAGUACCGAAGCGGGAGGGGAGGUCAGCACCGUUAGGGAGAUAAUCUCCAUUGACAAGCUGCUGGGGGUUGUCCCCGGACAUUUGUACAAGAAGCGGUACGAUGAUGGAGAGAUCACGCUGGAGAAGAGGAACGGCGAGGCUGGACUGGGCGUGUACGUGAUGAAGAUGAGAGCUGUGCAGCCCGACGACACUGGCUCAUAUUUCUGUGAGGCCUCGCAGUGGAUUCUGGACCCUGAUCGAUCCUGGCAGAAGAUCGCACAAAGGACGCUGGAUAUUGGCAACUUGACCGUUCAGCAACUAGCGGAGUCUCUGAGAAUAACCUCCUCGCCCAGAGGGGAGGUGACCCUGCAGGUCGGUUCCCCUCUCAUCUUGACCUGUGAGGUGUUGGGGCUGCCGUCUGAGGUAAACUCAGGCCUGCUGGUUCAGUGGAUGAAGAGGGGAUCAGUAAGCAGCGAUGUAGCCGGGAGCGGGGGAGUCGAGGUGGAGGUGGCCCGGAUGAGCCCAGACGGCGUUGUGAGCUGGGGGGACGACCUCAGCCGAGCCAGCGGGGGCUCUAUGGAGAAAGUGGCGGGAGGGAGGUAUUCUCUGAAGCUGUUCUCAGCCCAGCCCUUAGACUCUGGGGUGUACCGGUGUGUGGUGAGCGUGUACGCUGGAAGAACGCACCCCGACCCGUCCACUCCUGCCACACUCACCCAGAGGUCUGAGGGUGUCACCGUCAACCUCAAGAGCAAAGAUGUGCUGGUUGCAGCUGUGGCUCAGCUCCCUCGAGGCCCCCUGUUAAAACGAGGCAGCACCAUCACCCUGAUCUGCAACGCCACCGUGACGACCACAGGCCCCGCCCAGGCACAGGUGCAGUGGCUGCGGUGGCCAAUCCCCGAACGAGUAAUCAAGAAGGAACGGAGCCCAGCGUCAGAUGUAACUCUACCAGACGCCCCCGUGGAGGAAACUCCCACACUGGUAGCCGCCCUCAUGUACAACGGUGUCGCAGAGAUCUACGUCAACGGGAGCGACGUUAGCGUCGACCGCCUGUCAAUCGGCUCCUACAGACUGAGGGUCCACACAGCCACAAUGGAGGAUCAGGGCAUGUAUGCGUGUCACGCCCAGGCGUGGAGUCAGGACCCGCAUGGAGGCUGGUACAACACGGGGGCCAAAGCAGAGUCAAACGCAGUGACUGUUUACCUGUAUGCCAGAGCUGCUGACCUCCUCCUCAUCCCUUUGGUUGUCGGCGUCUCCUCUGCCUUGUUUGUGGGCAUCGUCAUCAUCUCAACGGUAACCUGUUGCUUCAUGAAGCGACUGGCGAGGCAGCGCGUUCCAAAAUAAGUAAAUCCGCUGUUUGCCGCCCGUCUGAAGUCUGAAUGUUCGCGAAGAUGCACAACGAGGUGAUGCACAGAGCAAAAUGGAUGAAAUGGCCGAGAAUAGAAUAACUUCUAGACAAGAUUGAAGUGAAAUUGUUUUGUGUUUUGACCUACCUGUAUAACAAUCAAUGCCAAAAGAUUCUGUUUUAUAUUCUCUUGUAUUUUUAUAUCCAAACCUUCUCUGAACAUAUUUUAGGCAUCAGCCGGUGUAAUCAUUUUAGAUUUUUAAAGCCACCAUCCAAUGACCCCUUCUGGGCAAAGACUUAUCAUUGUUAAUGAUCCCUUUGUCCCAGCUUCACAUUCUGCUCCAAAUUUGAAAAGGGUAAAAAAAAAAAUAGACAUAGAUACGCAAGAAUGUUACGACAAGGUAAAAGUAAAGAAGCUGCUGCAGGUUUGUUUUGCGUCUCUGAUGUGAGGAAUAUCUCGGAUACUGUAAAAGUAUAGUUUCUAAUGAAAAGCCAAACAAACUCCGUGUAAAGGUACUUAAUGCGUCUCAGCCUGUCGGGUGUUUUGUAUAAUGCUGGUUCAUCCUACAUUAAGAAACGGUUCUAUUUUCACACAAAGAAUAUUCUGUGUCCCCCCGCCCCCCCCCCCCCACCACAAAUCCUUGAUAUUGUUCCAGUUGUUCCUUUCCUUCAAACUGCAUGUUUUGUUUUUAUUCCAAAUGUCUGUGCAUGGUUAAGCCUCUAGCACUGCCACUGACAGUCACAUGAAUGCUGAUGGGAGCAGUUCAGCCUCCAGAAACUUAAUAUGAGCAGGGGCCGUCCACCGCCUGCUGCACGCUGCAUGUAAACAAAGUGUGUGUCUGUUACUUAAUAAGGAAAGCGCUGUCUUGGGGGGUUUUUUUUUCUGAUGCCAAGACCAAUUGAGUAUCAAUUCUAAACACAAGCAUUCUUGGCCUGUGACGCUUCACGCUGAAGUGAGUUUUCUAUACGCACUUGUAUAGAUUUGUCAAAGAGAAAUGGAAGAGAUAUCCAUUAUGCACUGAGCUAAAAUGUAAAUAUUGUAUGGAGUUUAGCUGUUUUAUUUUUCUUAAUGUGAGUAAGACUAUGCUGUCUUUGGCAAAGCACCUGUGUUUAACAUUCUGCAGCAGUCUGCUCAUUUCAAGCACUUGGACACAAAUGGGACCGGGUCCAAAGCCCCUCGGUAUCCUUCUUUUACUUGACUUUCUUCCAGCUGUCACUUCUUUGCUGUACUUGAGUGAAUACUUUUCAGUACUGUGAAAAAGAAUCCUCUGUUUGUUACACUGAGGAACAGGAAAACGGUUGUGUUGUUUCACACUGUUUAGGUUACUUGUUCCCGAGGUGAAAAGAGUCGUAUGACCAUAGUAGUUGAGUUAAAUCUCACUAUCGACGUCAUCAUGUGGUUCAGUUCGACGUUUCUGCAGCCGAGACUUAUUAUGAUCUGUUGGACAGAUUUACUGUCUGCACACUUAUAAUUAGUGAAAUCCAUCCUCCUCUUCCUGUCCAAAGUAACACUUAUGAAAGGUUUGGUCAUGCGAGCGUGGCCGCAUUGUGUGAUCACUUAAAGUUAGCUACAUGUUCGUGGAAAGGAGGAAGAAAGUACAAUUUGUUGUUAUCCAGCUUAUUCCAGGUAAUGUUUCCUGCUUUUCUUUCUAAAUGUGUUUGCACUGAGCUCUACUUCAAGGUCUCAGUGUGUCUUUACUGUCCGUCUCUGUCUCCUGCUGGGUUUUCCAUGUGAGAGUCCCUCUAAAUCUGCCUGUCCUGCCUGUCCUGCCUAACCUGCGCGCUCUAAACCCCUGAUUAUAAAUGAUAUUCACGGACAUUAGGAAAUAAAACUCACAGCUCUGCUUGCUUCCUGAGCCACUUUGUUCCAGAUCAACUACUCAAAGCUGAUUUGUUCCCUCACAUACCCACCCACCACAUGAUUACACACUUUUGCACACAUACACAAACAGAUUCACGUGCACACACAGCACAGUGGUGGCUGGCUGGUAUUUCGGAUGAAAAUAUCUGCGUGUUCAUCUCUAAUCCCUGUUUAUGGCUGCAGUUUGUGUCCUACUGCCCUUCCCCCCCCCCCCCCCUCUCUCUCUAUGUUACAGAGUCGGCGUGGCUCGCAAUCCACUCAUUUCAAUCUUUGUUCCCUGAGAAAUACAGCCAGCUGUAUAAAGUGUAGCACAUAGCGUGCACAGUGUGAAAGCUGCUGUCUAAGUUGUGCUUUUGUUUGAGGAUGUAUUAAACCCUUUUAUGAAGGUGUUAUGUUUCGUUUGGAUUGUUUACUCUUGCUUUAAUACCACUGUUCCUGAAUGCAUCUUGCUGCCAUCGAAAUAUAUAUGGGCGGGUUAUAACUCAGUUUGUUUCUCAUGGUGCUUUGGCGAACCUGCCAGUUAAUAAACCAAUAAACCACUCUGGAUUUA
Messenger RNA from Cottoperca gobio, 4622 nucleotides. RefSeq names its product immunoglobulin superfamily, member 8 (gene igsf8). Lineage: Eukaryota; Metazoa; Chordata; Actinopteri; Perciformes; Bovichtidae. Gene Ontology annotation, cellular component: membrane. The coding region runs from base 300 to 2210 and encodes 636 amino acids. The transcript has 9 exons. The record is from RefSeq and is a predicted model, not a curated record.